AUGGAUACCCUAUUGACUGCAGAUGUCGUCGCCAACUCUCCUCGAUUUCGGCGAAAGUCGAGUACUUUCGUCGACGCCAUCCAUGACCUUCCCGAGAAAAUUGAGAUGGCACCGGCGCAGCUGUACAGCACAGAAUCUGGCCGACUUUUCCAUUCCGGCCGUAUCGUCAUUAUUACUGUAGGCCUGCCAGCAAGGGGUAAAACGUUCGUGAGGCUUAUCAGCGAUAUACGUUGGGCGCCGUCCACUGACGUCCUUUUGAAGGCACAUAUCCGUUGCCCUGGCACGCUAUCUCCGAUGGUCGGUGUCAAUCGUUUCACCAUCUCACGUGCCACCAUUGGGCCUGGACAGGAGAUGCCUGAAGAUUACUUUUUCGUCAACGCGUCCGCCUCUUCGGUGCUCUUGAGACAGAAGAUCGUCAAGAAGUGCCGGGAGGACAUUUAUCAUUUCCUGAAUCACGAAAAUGGUCAAAUAGCAAUUUACGAUGCAGUCAACCCGCUCGCCGCUGGUCGCCGCUCACUUGCGAAAGAGUUUGCAAAACAUGACAUUGAGACUCUCUUUAUCGAGUCUAUGUGUGAUGACCCCCGUAUAAUAGAGGAGAAUGUGCGGAGGGUCAAGAUUUCUUCUCCUGAUUACGUGGGUUGGAAUUCCGAUGAUGCUGUCAAGCACUAUCUGGGUCGAAUAUCUGCCCGGAUACCUCACUUCGAGACGAUGGAAGAGAAGGACCUCAAUUGGAUCAAGAUGAUAAAUGCUGGAGAAAGGCUGAUAGUCAACAACUGCAGUUUUGGUUAUCUUUCCCAUCGUAUUGUCUUCUACCUUCUCAACCUUCAUAUCAAAUCGAGGCACACAUAUUUCGCUAGGGCUGGCGUCUCAGUUGAUGCCAACUCGUAUAAGGCGGAUUCCUCUUUAUCAGAACAGGGAGAAGACUACGCAAGGAAGAUGACAGAACGACUUCUCCAACAUAGGGAGUCUGAAAGGCAAGAAAUGAUCGAGCAAGGCGUUUCGGAUGCUGAAUUGAAACCUUUGACUGUCUGGACAUCCACGCGGCGAAGGACGGUGGAGACUGCUAAGUUCUUCCAUGAGAAGGGCUACAAAGUCCGGCAGAGAUCCCAAAUGAGCCAGUUGAACCCUGGCGUGUGUGAGAACAUGACAGAAGAACAGAUCAGAGCAGAGUAUCCGGAUGAGGUCGCCAAGCACGAAAAGGAUCCGUAUCAUCAUCGGUAUCCUCGUGCGGAAUCUUAUCACGAUCUUGCUGUUCGAUUGGAGCCGAUCAUUCUCGAACUGGAGCGCGAGCAGAAUGAUCUCCUGAUCAUUGCUCAUGAGAGUGUUCUUCGAGUUUUAUAUGGUUAUCUCAUGGCUUGCAACGCCGCAGAUAUUCCGUUCUUGCAAUUCCCUCGAAACGAGAUCAUCGAAAUCAUCCCGGCCAGUUACCAGAACAUAGCCAAGAGAAUCAAGAUUCCAGACCUUCCUGAGGAGAUUAUCCCUCCCUCUCCAGAGGAUAUCAAGUUGCCAGUGCCCCCUAGUGGACAUGCUUCACCCAUGCCAGGCGGUCUAGGAAGCCCACAGGGAGGUCUGGGAACACCACAAAGCGGAUAUCGAUCGCCUGGGGAAACCGAAAGGCUCACUCAACAACAUGUCGAAGACGUUGUUUGA
Molecule: messenger RNA, 1650 nt
Organism: Rasamsonia emersonii CBS 393.64
Lineage: Eukaryota; Fungi; Ascomycota; Eurotiomycetes; Eurotiales; Trichocomaceae
Product: 6-phosphofructo-2-kinase
Exons: 10
Coding region: 1-1650 (549 amino acids)
Biological process (GO): fructose 2,6-bisphosphate metabolic process; fructose metabolic process
Cellular component (GO): cytosol
Molecular function (GO): 6-phosphofructo-2-kinase activity; fructose-2,6-bisphosphate 2-phosphatase activity; ATP binding
Source: RefSeq, a predicted model, not a curated record